This is a messenger RNA of Saccostrea echinata, 806 nucleotides long. RefSeq lists its product as uncharacterized. NCBI's taxonomy places the organism in Eukaryota, Metazoa, Mollusca, Bivalvia, Ostreida, Ostreidae. The transcript is spliced from 3 exons. The record is from RefSeq and is a predicted model, not a curated record. Bases 161 to 571 code for a protein of 136 amino acids.
UAUAUGCUUCGGUCUUUUUAAAUCCCUCCAGGUGUAAGCUACCGAUACACGCAAUCCUAGUUACCGUCUGCUCGUGUCACGCGGGAUUCCUGGCAGACACUGGUUGUCUUUGGUAAUAGUUCCAGAGUCUGGGAAUUGAAAUUUUGAGGGAACUUUGAAUAUGGCGCAGGAAUUAUUACCCGAGGAGAAAAGCAAGAUUGUUGAAGAGCUGAAACCAGCCGUACAAGAUUACAGUCACCAGGACAGUUUAUUCGGGAAUGCGUUCUCAUCAAAGGCCUACUUUAUUGUUCACCCAGAAUGGCUAUCAGAAAAUGUUGAUCCACCCAAAUCUCAGCCACUGCCAAGAAAACCGUGGCCCUGGGAGCAACCCAAAUAUCGACAGAACGUCCAGCGAUAUGUCAACGGAGAGAUGACCCCUGAUACCUCAACAAAUGGCCAGAAUUCACCUGCUCCAGAAUUCGAUAUUCCAGAACCGGGCUAUUCAUUUACCCAACCACUGAAAGGUGACUACGAAUCAGAAAUAUUGGACAGAAAACCUGAGCUGGAUUUAAGUACGAAACGUUUGUUUUAAUUAUUCAGUAACAAAAAGUUAUCCACCACGAAUGUCUGACUAAAAUGAAUGGUGAUCGAUCAAGGACUCCAUGGCAAACUCAUAUAUUACUUAGCAAGGCUCACGAACAGACCAACAUAUACAAAUGCUGCUAUGCUAGAUGUUAGGUACCGCUUCCAGUAUUAUAUAAAUGUAUGACAGUUAUGUGUGCAAUGAAUAAUUUAUUUUCACGUUAGUAAACUAUCAUAUUGAUACA